UAAUGUAUUUAGGUCAAUGAUAAAAAAAUAUUUCCAACAAAACAACGUUUUUCAGUGAAAAAUGAGUCUUUUCGAUAUAGAGGAUGUAAAGGUGAAACCGGACAUUGUAUGCGUCUACCCGGACCCAGAAGUCGCAUCACAUGUAGCAAUAGUAAUCGAUAAUGGGUCCUAUCAGUGUCGUGCCGGUUGGGCCUCCAAAGACGCACCUUCGUUGACUUUUAAAAAUGUAUUGGCUAAACCACGGAAGGAUCGCAGCAAAAAGGAUGCCGAACUCGCCGUUCCAACCGUCCAGAUCGGAAAUGACAUCACUAACAUCGAGGCGGUGCGGUUUCAGCUACGAACCCAAUUUGACCGUAAUGUGGUUACCCAUUUUCACGUACAGGAGCAGAUUUUCGAUUACCUGUUCAGUAAAUUAGGCAUCAAUUCAGAAGGAAGCGUACCACACCCCGUGUUAUUGACUGAAUGUCUUGCUAACCCCAACUAUAGCCGGGGGCUGAUGGCUGAACUGAUGUUUGAGUGUUAUGGUAUUCCGGGACUAGCGUACGGGGUGGAUAGUUUAUUCAGUUUCAGCUUUAACAGUAUUAUGCAGGAUGGUCUCAUAAUUUCCUGUGGGUAUCAUACUACACACGUUAUACCAGUUCUGAAUGGACGUAUGGUACAGGACAAGGUACGUCGAAUAAAUUUAGUACACGUGAAUGCAAUUACUUUGAGUCGAGCUGAAACAAUGAUUCACAAUUACUGCUCGCUUGCCUACGACUAUAUAGAAUCCUUGAAGGACUGGGCGUUAUUGGACUACUACGAUCGAAAUGUAAUCAAGAUACAGCUUCCAUUCAAUCAAUCAGCUUCCGCACCCACAUUAACAGCUGAACAAAGAAUUGAAAAAAGAAAAGAGCUUUCGCGAAGAUUGGCUGAGAUUAAUUUACGAAAGCGGGAAGAGAAGCUAGCCCAGGAUAAGGUUCUUCUAGUUAGACUGAGUGCAGCGGAGGAAAACUUAGAUGACGAAAAUAUUUCCUUCACCUUGCAAGAGUUUGGACUAAAAAAUAUCGAUGAACUAAAAAAGACCAUUGUCACACUGAGAGAUCGCAUUGCUAAAAUAACACAAAAAAUGAAUGCUCCACAAAUCUCCCAGGAGGAAGAGAAACCACGUCUAUUGCAACCACCGGUCAAUACGACCAUACAGCAAUGGGUCAUCGAAACCCGUAAGAAGCGGGAUGAUAUUUUGGAUCGCAAACAGACUCGCAAGCAACGCAGGCAAGAUCUUGCGAAACGACGGACCGCAGCGGCUCAGGAGCGAAUGCGAAUAAUUUCUCAUCUGGCCAAGAAAGAGAAGGGUGUAGAUGACUUUGGAAUGCGCGAUGAAGAUUGGGACGUAUACAAGUCGAUAAGCCGCGACGGGGAUAGCGAUAGUGAAGCAGAGAACGAGAAACUUAUUGAAUACGAAGAAAUUCUCAAACAACACGACAGUAGCUAUAUUGAGCCCACGACUGCGACCGGCAAUAUUGCAGAGUUUCAUCAGUUGCACCUCGGAGUUGAAGGUAUUCGAGUGCCGGAAAUUCUGUUCCAGCCAAGCAUGGUUGGAAUACAGGAAGCAGGUCUCGCCGGAACUAUCGAUUAUGUGUUAAAACUAUUCCCCCAAGAAACUUUGCCCAGGCUGGUUAAUAAUAUCCUACUAACCGGAGGGUGUGCCAAUAUCAGGGGACUCAAAGAACGGCUGUCAAGAGAACUUAUGCAAAUGUUGUCAUUUCGGUCGACGUUCAAUCUGAAGCUUGCGUCGAAUCCAGUUUUGGACGGUUGGAGAGGUGCGAAUCGUUUCGCUAUGAGUGAUAACUUCGACCAGUCGUUGAUCACCAAGCAGACAUAUGACGAGUGCGGUGGGGAGUACUUACAUGAGCAUUUGGCGAGUAAUUUUUACUAUCAAACACCAGCAAGCUGCGGGUUAAAUGAUACUUUUACAUGA
Molecule: messenger RNA, 1957 nt
Organism: Topomyia yanbarensis
Lineage: Eukaryota; Metazoa; Arthropoda; Insecta; Diptera; Culicidae
Product: actin-related protein 5-like
Exons: 2
Coding region: 62-1957 (631 amino acids)
Biological process (GO): regulation of DNA-templated transcription
Cellular component (GO): cytoplasm; Ino80 complex
Source: RefSeq, a predicted model, not a curated record